AUCCAACAGGUCUCCCGAGCCCUAUAGGCGACCAAAGUCCUGGUAAAUGCACUUAUUUAGGACGAGAAAUCAUACUUUUGAACAAGAUUUCUUCGGAGAAUUCUGUAGUAGUAGAGUAUUCUGAUAAUGUUUACAGCAACCUAGCAAAUGACUGCGGGAAUGACUUAAUCCCUAAGUUCGAUCCAAUUAAUUGUACCGAAAACUCCAAAGAUCAUUUUAAUGGGGUAGAGAGUUCUGAUUUCGUUGAAGGCACAAAUAAUCCUGUGGACCUUUGUAAUAAAAUUCCCAAUUUUUAUCGUCUGCUUGAUUUUUGUGCAGAUACGGCGUCGACUGAAUAUGAUGUUAAAAAGAUUGUUAUUUCGCAAGAAUUCUUGAAGAAACUUUGUAAUGAUAUAGUUCCGGGUAGUUAUGAAUCAAUCUCCAAGGUUGAUUACGCUUCUUUGAACACAAAAUCACUUGGGUUUAUAGGAAUUUAUGGAAGAUACGAAGUUAUUGCAAGAUAUUUAUUCCAAAAGAAUGUAAUAAAUGAAGAAAUUUAUAAUCUUCUCGUAAAACCUCAAACAAGUGACAACAAUACAGAGAUAAUCGAAACUCACCUUAAACCUGGAAUUUAUCUUCUGAUUAAAAAAGAACACGGUUUUAUUAUCCAUUGGCCCAAAAAGGAUUGCUAUGAUAAUAAUAUCUCAUCUGAAGAAAAGAGUAAUCUUGUGACUCUUCACCGAUACCUCACAAAACUAUCAGACGCUACAUUUUGCUUAAUGGAUGCACAAGAUCUGAUGAAUUUCAAUUUCAAUUUUUUUGACGAGUGUAAGGAUGCUGAUGAUGACAACUCAAUUAUGGACGAAUAUGAGGUCGAAGAAAAAAUCCAGGACAAAGAAGACUUCAUCGUUCAUGCAGGAUUCAAACUUAAUAUUAAGGAUAGAAAUUCUAAAGAAAAAUUGACUCUGGAUUCAUACCCUCCUGUUAUGCCAAUAGAAUCAUGCUACAAUCAAUCGUUCAUUAUUUGUCGUACGGUUGAACCCUAUGAAUCGACUAAAGAACAUAACUUAAUAGAUAAGAGCUCUGAUCAAGUUCUCAAUGCAUUUAAAGAUUCUAAUUUAAGAGUCAGCCCUUCUAUUAGCUUUAAAACUUUAAUAAAUUUAGCACAGGUUUUGUCUGUAGGAAGCGAAUUGGUUAAAUCAUAUAAUCGCGAAAUAAACGCGACUCGUAAAGAUACAGAGGAAGAAAGGCAAAAAUAUGAGAAUAUUCUUGCAGUAGAUUCCAAUAUUCUUUCCUCUUUUCUUAGAUAUCGGCUAAAAAACAUGUAUAG
Messenger RNA from Acaulospora morrowiae, 1309 nucleotides. The record is from the annotation of a GenBank genome assembly. NCBI's taxonomy places the organism in Eukaryota, Fungi, Glomeromycota, Glomeromycetes, Diversisporales, Acaulosporaceae.